GAUAUUAAAAAAUUACAUCUUCGCCAAGGUUAUGCGUUGUUGCCGUUAACUAGAUAUAAAUAUUAGCAUUAAAGAGCACAUCACUUUUAAGCCGUCACUCAUGCGAACGCCAGCUGCGUAGCGGAUUGCGUAGCAUGUAGUUUUCUCGCGUGGCGUCGCAUCACAGGGUGAGAUCGCGCGGAAACGAAGGUUGCGCCCGUGACCGCGCCCGCGCCCGCCCGCCGUCAACAUCGCAAGUAGCGCAGUAUCGCGGCGCGCUCUCUACUUCUCGGACCUCGACCCGCCGGAUUCGGUACAGCUCGCGACUCGACCCGAUCUGUGAUGUGCCUCGUGAGCUGAUGAUGUGCAGCCGAGUGUGUGUUGUGAGGAAGUGCGCGAGCGACAAGCGGCGGCGGAACGCGCGCCCAUAGCCCGCCAUGUGGACGCUCUUCAUGCCGCUGCUGGCGCUCCUCGCGCAGGGCGACGGCGUCUCUUUCACUCCAAACAAGGAAUUACUUGAAUGUGCAAGCCAGAUCCUGUAUAUAGACCAACAUGCAUAUCAACUUCCAACAAACUACAGUAGAAACAUUCCACCUGGUAAAAACACGACAGUUUAUAUCGGAGUAAACGUCAACAGAGUAUCUGGAGUCGAUGAGAAUAGAGAGGAGAUCACACUAGACGUUUUCCUACAAGUAUCAUGGGAAGAGAUGCGGUUAAAAGUCCCACCAGGGCGGUCAUACAUCGACCUGCCCUGGGAAUUCCGACAGCUGAUCUGGACCCCAGACCUAUAUAUAUGGCAGCUGCAGACCAUGAGAAUAUUGUCGGUGUUACAGGAAAUGGCAUCGUUACGAUUGUAUGCCAACCGCACCGUCUCAGUCAGUAUCGGUGCCACGAUCACCAUCAAAUGUGAAAUGGACUUCGUUCUCUACCCGUUAGAUGUACAAAACUGCGCUAUAGACUUCAGUAGCUACAAAUACACGAGAGAAGACGUGCGGUUCGAGUGGCGUGAAGUGGCGCCUUGGUUUGGCUUGGCCGGGGAGCAGCGACGCGAGUUUCGUCUCCCCAAAUACGUGGUCACAUUUGUUACGGACAAAAGUAAACAUAUUCGAAAUUUUGGUGAAGGUGAGCAUUCCGCGGCACGUUUGCAAAUCAAGCUGUCUCGUGAACUGCGGGGCUACCUUCUAGAGAGCUAUUUACCUUCCUCCCUCUUUGUCAUCAUAUCUUGGGGCAGCUUCUGUGUCAUACCGGAGAUUGUACCGGGACGGAUGGUGUUGCUAGUGACUACUUUGCUCUCAUUGGUCACCAUGUUUGAUACUGUGAGUAUUAUUGGUGUCAUUUUCAGCACGAAUUCUCCCGAUGCUCUGGAACUGAAAUGCAUUGAGGUUUGGCUGAUCUCGUGCACGAUAUUCGUGUUCCUUGCGUUAUUAGAAUACUUUGUGGUGCUUUUUGGCAUCCGCUAUGACAAGAGUUGGAGUAGACGGCGACAAGACCUUCGGCGCGCCGCUUCCGCCGCGCAACUCGCGCCGCCCAUACACAUCAACCAUUCACAGAGGUUAAGUACACCAGUUAGUGGUACACCUCAAGGUGGUGUUUUCUCUCCGCAACUCAGUGUAGAAGAUGAAGGUCUUAAGCAACAAUUCUCUCAUCAGACGAUUCAGAGGUUGUCAUCUAAGGAGAGAAGGCUUCGAAGAGACAAUAAAGUCGGAUGUGAGACGAGAACAGUCAGUAAGGACUCGCCAAUUUUGGACACGAUGCCAGGUGACUCCUCUGGAAGUUUCUUAGUAAGGUUUGCUGCGAUGGCUGAUCGAGGCGUCAUGUUCUGUGGCGCUCAACAUGGGGCACUAGACAAGUUCGCCCUCAUGGUAUUCCCUAUUUGUUUUACUCUUUUCACUAUCAUCUACUGGACCACUUAUCUCAGUGAAGCACACCGAGCGAUGCCCGACUAAUGUGACUUCGUAUAGAGUGCCUACUCGGUAUAAGACAAUUGUAAAUAUUAGAUAAGCUGCUAGAUACUUUAUUAACGUUUGACCCAUUGUUAAUGACGAUUUAAUUAUUAAGUUUAUAAAAAAAAUAUUAAAAAACGUUAAACUGUUUUAUAGGAUAUAUGUAUAAGUUCAUUUAAAACAUUGCAAUAUGUUUAUUGUCUUGAUAUAUUUUAAUAAUUAUGACGAAAUAACAGAAAUUUAUUAUAAAAUCAUGAUAUGGUAUGGCCAGGAGAAAUGCAAUAAUUUAAAAAAGCAAUAACUAAAAUAUACUUUUGUUAUUUUCUUGUAAUUUAAAUAAUUUAAAGCUUUAUCUAUUAUAAUAACCCUGUACUACCAUUUUCUAAGAUAGUCGUAACUAUCUGAAAUGUAAUUAUACCGAAGAAGUUUUCAGUAUUCUUGAAAACUUCCCUUAUGCUGAUGAAAUGAAUGUCAUGUGUGUGCCUAAUGUUAAUACUUUUAAGAACGUUUUGACUAUCCGUCCUAUUGUACAGUUCUGAAUUUAAAAUGUAGUCAGAUUUGAAGAUCUUAUUUGUAUGUAGACUGAAAUGUCAUAGAGUUCAAAAGAAUUAGUAUCCAAUUUGACAUAGGUACUAAUUCUUUAAGCUUUUACUUUAAUAUAAUUAUUUGCAGAAUGAAUUUUUAUCUCCUUGUUUUUUUAACUAUAAACAUAUUUACUAGUCCUUCUCACGACUUUAUUCAGUUAGACAAAAAUAAGCAAUUCUCGCUCAGCGAAAUAUAUUAUUCAUCAUCAUCGAGUGGUUUUUGCAAGUUUUCAUAAAAAGUGGAUUAACGUGUUUUUGGUAGAUAUUGUAUUGACAACGAUUGAUAUUUAAAUAAAUCCUAUAUUUAUAGUUUUAGUAUUUAUUAAUGUAUAGAUUAAAAACAUAAGUCUACAUUGAAGAUUUUGCCUUAAAAUAUCACACGACAUUGGGACCAUUUGAGCUCAGUAGAUUACUAGAACAUCACGCCUUAUUACUGUGCCUUUCGCUUUACAUAAAUAUAACAUUAUAGGCUUAAAAAAUAAUUUUAGAGAAAUACUUUUAACACUGUAUUUUCUAAAUAUAUGGAUCAUUCGUCAUCAGCUUAAAUAAAUUUAAAAGCACUUCGAGUUUCACAAUAUCUUACACAAUUAUAAAGAAAAUAUACACAUUCGGUGUAUAUACACAAAGAACGUGUAAAUGACAAUGUAUUUCAUACUUAUCAAAACUAUGUAAUAUGCACAUAUCAAUAUUAAAAAAAUAAGUACUCUACGGGAUACCCAUUAAAACGAAUAUAAAUAACAAAUGAUUUAGUUUUUUUAAUCAAUUGUUAUUAUUUAGUAAAACUUAAUUUAAUAGCGCGUAUGACGCUAGUUUUUUAAAACGACAUUUUAUGCUAGUCAAAUGUAAUUAAUUCAAAUGUAAAUAAGCUUGUCUUAUUUCUUGACGACCUCCGUGGUCGAGUAGUGUGUACACCGGUUUUCAUGGGUACGCCACUCCGAGGUCCCGGGUUCGAUUCCCGGCCGAGUCGAUGUAGAAAAACUUCAUUAGUUUUCUAUGUUGUCUUGGGUCUGGGUGUUUGUGGUACCGUCGUUACUUCUGAUGUCCAUAACACAAGUGCUUUAGCUACUUACAUUGGGAUCAGAGUAAUGUAUGUGAUGUUGUCCAAUAUUUAUUUAAUAUUUAUACUUAUUUAUUGCUUUAUCUGCUGGCUUUUGCCUCCGUGGCAUAUUAAGGCACAAAUAUUUUUUAUGCACAAAGUUUCAAAUUCAUUUUCACUACGGAUAUAGAAUUAAAAAAAAAACUAAUCUGUACCUGUCAGAUCACAACUACAUUAAUUUGAUCUCUAGAGACAUUAUUGUUAUUAUUAAUCACGUCAUAAAAGAAAUGAAGCGAAUAAUUAUUAAUAUAGCCUAAAAACUUUUUAUUUACAAGUAACUAUUAAUAAAUAAUUGUAUAUAUCUUUUUAAUAUAAAAAACCUCAUUAAAUUUUAUUUUUUUAUGGAUUGUUUGUUUUAUAAUAAUUAGAGUAUCAAUGUCAAGUAAACGUAUUUCGACAUUAGCUAUUGUAUUUAAUUACAGUUUCAAAAAUCGUUUGAAGUUUGAAUGCAGGUUAUCAUUUAAUUUAAUGUAAAACUUUGCAUUUCUUUAUGAAAGAAAAAAAAAUUAUAUGAAUUAUAUGAAUGUUAAAAAAAUCAUAACACAUGAUGUUGCCAGCAACUUAUUAUUUACCAAUAAAUAUUGCCUCUUAAAUAUUCACUUAUUAAAUAAAUUAAUCUGUUUUGUGUUUAAAAAAUAAUAAUAUAAGUUGAUUACUGUUAUGUGAACAGUAGUAAAUAAAAUGAAGGUUUCAAUUAGACAAUACAUAUUGUAUGUGUAAAUAAUAGUUGAAAUAAAAGACAUUAUUUUAAAUAAAUUAAAA
Vanessa tameamea is the source of this 4364-nucleotide messenger RNA. Its product is annotated as glycine receptor subunit alpha-4-like. Gene Ontology annotation, biological process: chemical synaptic transmission; signal transduction; chloride transmembrane transport. NCBI's taxonomy places the organism in Eukaryota, Metazoa, Arthropoda, Insecta, Lepidoptera, Nymphalidae. The coding region runs from base 417 to 1925 and encodes 502 amino acids. Gene Ontology annotation, molecular function: transmitter-gated monoatomic ion channel activity involved in regulation of postsynaptic membrane potential; excitatory extracellular ligand-gated monoatomic ion channel activity; transmembrane signaling receptor activity. The record is from RefSeq and is a predicted model, not a curated record. The transcript is spliced from 11 exons. Gene Ontology annotation, cellular component: neuron projection; plasma membrane; synapse.